Messenger RNA from Nelumbo nucifera (sacred lotus), 2262 nucleotides. Its product is annotated as putative protein phosphatase 2C 60. NCBI's taxonomy places the organism in Eukaryota, Viridiplantae, Streptophyta, Magnoliopsida, Proteales, Nelumbonaceae. The record is from RefSeq and is a predicted model, not a curated record. Gene Ontology annotation, molecular function: cation binding; protein serine/threonine phosphatase activity. Gene Ontology annotation, biological process: protein dephosphorylation.
UAGAAAACACAUCGGUAGAAAUUUCAAAUUAAGAGAAUAAAUCAAACAAAUUGUAUUUUCAUGUAAUAUGUAACGAAGAAUGUGAAUUACUAAUUUGCUAUUCAAACCAAGCACAAGAAGAAUGAGCGAGCAAGUGAGAAAGCAAGAUAAUAGUUCUCUAGGCGUCAAUUGAAAGGUCCAAUUCCAAUACUCCGAAAUUCUCUCUUUCUCCCUCUGACUGGCCGCUGGCGUCUGCUGUGAUUUCACCGACUGGCGAUCUCUCUAUCUCUCUUUGCUCUGCAAUCUUUUUUAUCUUUCUGCGUCUUUGAUCAGUCUGAAUUCUUGUCUCAAUUAGUUACAACUUGUUAUUUUCUCCAGUCAAGAACGAGCAAGAAUCGUCUGGGUUUUUGUUGCAGUCGCAGGAACAACCAUCUCUAUUUUACCCACUUGGUGUUUCUCUCAGUUGGGUCUGAUUAGAACAGUGUACGGUCGCACGCCCUGGCACGUGAGUGCAUCAGGAACCCUAGAACUUCCGCUUUUGUUUUUAAUUUUUAAGAUAAAAAUUCCUAUUAUUUUAUUAAUAUUAUCAAGAACUGUCUUCCGGGUUUCCAGUAUUUUAGUCAAUCUGAUGUUUGGAAAUUUAGUUUUGGGAGACAUUUAGAACUUAGAUCGGUUCUGCAAGCCUCUUUCUCCCUCUAAGUUGAAAUUUCCUACUUGGGUUUGCUUUCAGGGAUUGAAUUUGGGUUUCAUUUUUGGGCUUUGGUUAUAGCUAGUUUGAAGCAGUUUCUAGUCUUUGGUCAUUCCUGCUGAGAAUCUGUAGUCUGGAGAUUCCAUAUUAGUGGAAUUUGAUAGGAUAACACUCGUUUUAAUUUGACAAGAUGCACAGUUGAGUACUCUUGAAUUAAUCCACUGGUCACAUAAGAUAACCUUGCAGAGGGAAGGAAUGGGGAUAUAUCUCAGUAGUCCCAAAACUGAAAAAUUUUCUGAAGACGGUGAGAAUAGCAAACUUAAAUAUGGCUUGUCUUCCAUGCAAGGGUGGCGCGCAACCAUGGAAGACGCACAUGCAGCAUAUCCAGAUCUAGACAGUACCACAUCAUUCUUUGGUGUUUAUGAUGGGCAUGGAGGUAAAGUGGUUGCUAAGUUCUGUGCAAAAUACCUUCACCAACAGGUGUUGAAGCAUGAAGCAUAUGCAGCUGGAGAUAUAGGCACUUCUGUUCAGAAAGCAUUUUUUAGGAUGGAUGAGAUGAUGCGCGGACAAAGAGGAUGGAGAGAGUUGGCCAUAUUGGGAGAUAAAAUAAACAAGUUUACUGGAAUGAUAGAAGGGUUGAUAUGGUCUCCUAGAGGUGGUGAAGCUAAUAACCACUUUGAUGAUUGGGCCUUUGAAGAAGGGCCUCACUCUGAUUUCUCUGGACCAACUUCUGGAUGCACAGCAUGCGUUGCUAUUAUUCGGAAUAAUCAACUUGUUGUUGCAAAUGCCGGUGAUUCUCGCUGUGUAAUAUCUAGGAAGGGUCAGGCAUACAAUUUAUCAAGAGAUCACAAGCCUGAGCUUGAGGCUGAGAGAGAAAGGAUUUUAAAAGCUGGUGGUUUCAUUCAUGCAGGACGGGUUAAUGGAAGCUUAAACUUAGCAAGAGCAAUAGGAGAUAUGGAAUUUAAACAGAACAAGUUUCUGCCUGCUGAAAAGCAAAUUGUAACUGCUAAUCCUGACAUUAACAUUGUUGAGCUUUGUGAUGAUGAUGAUUUCAUUGUACUAGCAUGUGAUGGCAUCUGGGAUUGCAUGUCAAGCCAACAACUUGUAGAUUUUGUUCAUGAACAGUUAAACUCUGAAAGCAAGCUUUCAACAGUAUGUGAAAGAGUUCUUGACAGAUGUUUGGCGCCAUCAACUGCUGGUGGCGAGGGAUGUGACAACAUGACCAUGAUAUUGGUGCAGUUCAAGAAACCUAGUGAAUCCAAAGCAUCUAUGGAGAGGUCAUCAUCAUCCAAGCUAGCAGAUGUUGAUUCAAAAUCAGCAGAUAAUGAAUCAAAGUAGUAGUUAUGGUCACUCCAUAGAUGAAGUGGGUGGAUCAUAUUAUCUGUACACUGAAUCUUGUGGAUAUGGCAGUUGUCAUUUUCAGAUUUCACACCUGAAACAACUUGGAUUCUCAUAUAGUAUCUGUAUAUUAAUGAUUCAGUAUGAAAUCAAUAGAUUAGCUUUUCUUGAAGGUGUAGGCCUGUGUCUUGUGGAUAUAUGCCGAUUUGACCUGCUUAACUGCCAUUUGUUGGAAUAAAGUGUACAGAUGUUUCUAA